UCCUCUUCAUCUUCUCUCAAGCUCCUCAAGUUCUCAGAACUCUCCUCCUCUAAUAACUCCCCCAAGAUCUAAACUCUUCCAAGCUCCUUUAAAUCCCCUCUUCAAUUCUUUGAGUUCGACCAGACCUCAACUCAGAGAGCUAGGGUUUCGAUUACCUUCAAAUCCCAAGUUCAGAGACAUUAUCGUGGUGAUUCUUCCUUGCUUAGCUUGUUCUACUUUGAUUUAGGAAAUUGAGGUUUCUUCUUCACGCUCUUAAAUCUUCUGAAUAUCAUCCUUCUUCUUUACCUCAGAUUAGCUAUGUUGACGAGGAGAUCACGCAUCCCGAGGGGUUGCUCAGCUAUUGAGUCACCCGAGAGGGAGCCUUUGUCUUUCGUAGAAAAAUUACAAGAAGCGAGCAUAGGUGCUGGGAUCGCGGAGCCUGCUGCCACUAUCGGAGAUGAUGAAGAAACCUUUCAAGAUGCAGCCCUUGAAACGUUGGUCACACCUGCAUCUGAUCCAAGACAAGACCCUUUAGGAUCCGAUGACAGGCUACUUGACGACAUGUUGUUAGAACAAACCCGUCGCGAAGUCAUCGAACCAACUCACAAGGCCACUGAACCAACUAUCGAAGUUGUUUCCUCUACAAGAACCAUCAUCGAAGCUCAGUCGUCAUUUCCCCAACCUCAGCCCAACAUUCCUUUGAGCUUGACGACCGUAGCGGCCACUAUAACUGCGGGGAUCAGUCCGGUUGAACAAGUCACGAGACCAACUGAAGAAGUUGGUACAUCAAUGACUAUUACUCCCGUAAUAACUCCAACGAUUCAUGAAGCCAGGCAAGCAGGACCGAGUGCGGAGUGUCGAAUUGAAGAAACCUCAGUCGACAUUGGGCUUUCAAGCUUUAUGAUCUUGUCAAGGCGCUGCUAUCCAAUAAUGACCCAGAUAAAAUCCUGCUCCACAUGGAAGUUUGUUCUUUCUUCUCAUUCGUGAACGAGAUAGUUGACAAUCUUCUCCACAGCGGGCUUUCUAUUGAUCUCUUCGAGUCAUAUCUUGAUCAUCAAGUGACAUUCCUGAGGAGUCAAGGAUAUUUAGAUCUGGCAGAUGCUAUUACUGUAGACUUGGAUCAUCUCGAGCGUGAGCUUGAAAAGAUGAAUGAAUUCCAAACUGUUGGUGUCUCUUCAUACGUGGCUGCUUAGAUGGAAGCCAGGUUGCAAGCAUGGCGCGAAGCUCAAGCAUUUGAUGAUUCCAAGAUUCGGGAAGAAGUGGGUCUUGUUCAUCAAAUAGAAGCAACUUUUACUGAUAAAUCAACUGCCCUUCGCAACAUCGAUUCUUCUCUUGCGUCAAGCAAAGCCACAAUAGUGCAACUUGACUUGGAGCUUAAAGCAACGAAGGAUGCUCAAGCUGCUUUGAAGAUGACGAAGGUCCACGCAGAGCACGCUCGAGAAGUAAUGUCCAGGCAAUUGGCACUCUCCAAAGAGAAGGUGGUCAUUAUGAAAGCAGAAGCCGCGAAAGUAUUGGCUGGUGAUGAAGAGUCAAUGAAGGUCACGCUUCAGAGCGAGCUCGAACAAGCCUAUGCGGAGGAGUUGUUUAAAUUAGAACAGUAGGUCCGUAGUCAUAAGCUCAAUGUAGACUGAUUGCUUCAUUCUUGUAUCUACAAACUCAAUUCUUAUUAAUAGAAGAUAUUUUCUUUUUUUAUUAUAUCUCUUUUAUUAUAAUUUCUUAUUCUAUUUUGGAUAAUCAACCAUAAUAUUUAUAGAAUUUUUGGGAAACUCUCAGUUAUCAACACAUUUGAUGUACUUUUACCGAUUACCGUUUGAAUUAGGCUAGCAUGUGAAUUAUAUAAGUCCGCUUCACACAUAACAUUAUGCUAAAAGAAUAAAUUCUUUUAGACUUAGCAAUUUUUGCGGGAAUAUACUACCUGGCAAUGCGUAU
Messenger RNA from Asparagus officinalis (garden asparagus), 1908 nucleotides. RefSeq lists its product as uncharacterized. The record is from RefSeq and is a predicted model, not a curated record. NCBI's taxonomy places the organism in Eukaryota, Viridiplantae, Streptophyta, Magnoliopsida, Asparagales, Asparagaceae. Bases 298 to 966 code for a protein of 222 amino acids. The transcript has 7 exons.